AUGUGGACACCAAUGGUCCACACCCUGAUGAAGGCACCCAACAACAAGGAGACCAAUGACAAACUGAAGGCCAGGUACCUGGUCCUGGUGGGAAAGCUUUUAUGGACCUCAAACACCAUCCAGCCAGACAUCACAUUUGCAGUCAACACCCUGGCCUGCCACAUGUCCAAACCCACCAAAGGGGCCAUGCAAGUGGCUCUGUGGGUGGUGAAUUAUCUGAAUCAAAUGCACAACAAAGUCCUGAGACUUGGCAGCAAAAACAAAGAUGAACCACCCAUUGCCAUCUACACAGACUCAAACUGGGCCUCUGACCUGAAUAUGAAUAGGAGGAGUACAUCAGGCUCAAUUGUAAAGGUGUUCAGCAGCAUGGUGACCUGGAGUUCCCACAUCCAGAAAUGUGUCUCAGAUUUGGCCAUCAAAGCAGAGUAUGUGGCAGGAUUGGCAGCCACACAUGAGGUCCUCUUCCAUCAGCAUCUGCUACAAGGGCUUGGUUUUGGAGACCACAUGCUGAUUGUCUUCAUGGACAACACCAGAUGCAUCCAAGUGGUGAAGGACCAAGCAAUACAUUCAAGACUCAAGCACAUCAACACCAAGUAUCAUCUCAUCCAAAACCACAUCCUGGAGGGUGAUAUUGUCAUGUGA
Ustilago hordei is the source of this 642-nucleotide messenger RNA. RefSeq lists its product as uncharacterized. The coding region runs from base 1 to 642 and encodes 213 amino acids. The record is from RefSeq and is a predicted model, not a curated record. The transcript has a single exon. NCBI's taxonomy places the organism in Eukaryota, Fungi, Basidiomycota, Ustilaginomycetes, Ustilaginales, Ustilaginaceae.